UCUUUGCCUCUUAAGGGCACAAAGCCUCGUUCAAUAUGCCAAUCAAGGGUACUCGAUUCAAAGCUGUUUACAAAGCUGGAUGAAGACGAAAACAUGCGCAUUGAUCUUUCAUUCAUGUACUUCUUCCGCUCAGAAAUUGAGCUCCUAGCAUUAUUUUCUCAAACAUUAUUUUCUGAAGGUCCCGCCUCAUCUAAAAAGGCGCCUUCCUGCAGUAGAGAUUUAUUGGACAUCUUAAAGGUUUGGUCUGACACUACUAAAAAGCUAAUGGAUUUCGAUACUGAGUACGAAAUCUCUCCAUUCAGUUUCUUGAUUCUUUUAAUCAGCUCUUUCUUCUUAGGCUGUGACUUAGAGUGGGGAAGAUAGAUAUGGAACUUAAUCUUUGCUAAAUUCAUGUGCUUAUCCAACACAUUAUUUGCCGUACGCAGCUCUUGUUUUAAGCUCAGAAGCAUAAUGAGUGCACCUGUUUAAUUUCUUGAAUAAAUUCUUGUAAAUUGAGUCUAUUUUGAGUGGCUUUUCAGCCCUAUUGUCACUCUUCCUGCGAUUAUCAGCAAUAUUCAUU
Molecule: messenger RNA, 559 nt
Organism: Moneuplotes crassus
Lineage: Eukaryota; Ciliophora; Spirotrichea; Euplotida; Euplotidae
Source: the annotation of a GenBank genome assembly